This is a messenger RNA of Moneuplotes crassus, 4923 nucleotides long. The record is from the annotation of a GenBank genome assembly. NCBI's taxonomy places the organism in Eukaryota, Ciliophora, Spirotrichea, Euplotida, Euplotidae.
AUGGAGGAAGAAAAAGAAAUUCCGGAUAUCAAGGCAUACAGGAACAUCUUCUAUGGAUUUGAUGAAGAUGAUGCCCUACAUCAUCUUAAGAAGGAGUAUGAGAACCCCGAUGAUCCUAAACAGAAGAUCAAGAUUCCGAAGUACAAGAGCAAUAAGAUCAGCACUUCUAAAUAUAAUAUUGUCGAUUUUUUGCCUAAGGCUAUUCUCAUACAAUUCUUGAGAAUUUAUAACUUCUACUUUCUCUGAACCAUAGUUCUGCAAGGAGUCCCAGCAGUCAGCACUAUGCCUGUCUACCUUGCUGCCAUGCCAUUUAUAUUUGUUAUUGGAGUAUCGGUCUUUAGAGAGUUCAUCGAGGAAAUUAAAAGAAGAAAGCAAGAUAAGGCAGUCAAUAACUCUAAAGCUAGGGUCCUUAGAGGAAAUAAAUUCCAUGAAUGCAAAUGGAGAGACCUCCAAGUCGGAGAUAUUAUUUUCGUGCAUGAAGACGAAACCUUCCCUGCAGAUUUAUUACUCCUUGCAUGAUCAGAUCACUAUGGAACUGCGUAUAUUCAGACAAUGACACUUGAUGGAGAACGGGCUCUUAAGCCAAGACAAGCUUACACUGAGUUCCUUGAGAAAAUGAAGAAGCGUGGGGUCGGACUUGAUAAGCUCAUGAUGCAUCUAAAGUGCGAAAAUCCUAAUACUAAAAUUUAUCAAUUCGAAGGCCAACUUACUUGUGAGAAUCCUAAAAUUCCGUUGAUGAAGACCACUUUAGAUCAAUUUUUGCUGAGAGGAGCUGUGCUUUCAAACACUGAUUGGAUUAUUGGAAUGGUAGUAUACGCUGGCCAUGAUACCAAAUUAUUAAAAAAUCUGGGAAAGAAUAAAUAUAAGCAAACUCAUAUUGAGAGAAGGCUUAACAAAGUUGUUAUUUUCUUGAUCCUCUUUCAGACCGCCUUGUGCUUAAUCAUCUCGAUCCUUGCUGCAAACUAUAAUCAGCGGAAUGGAAUAACUACUAACAGCGAAGAUGAAGCAGAAGGGUCGAUAUACUUAUUCAAAGAUCCAUCAAGCUCAAAUACUAACGUCUUUUUAGAUGCACUUUUGGGAUUUUUGAAAUUCUUCCUUCUACUGAGCUCAAUCCUUCCUAUCAGUUUACUUGUCUCUUUGGAAAUUAUCAAGGUGCUACAAAGUAUGUUUAUCUUUGGAGACCCAAAGAUGUUUAGUGUUGAAGUCAAUCAACCUUGAAAGGUCAUGUCUGUUUCAUUGAACGAAGAACUUGGCUGCAUCAACAAUAUUUUCACUGACAAAACAGGGACACUUACGUCCAAUGAAAUGAUUUUUAAAGCUUGAUGCAUUGGAAAAAUUAAAUAUGACAAGAAAACAAUCGAGAGUUAUCAUUUUGAAGGAUCCAGCAUUGAAAAUAGCAACAUUGAUGAGCAAAACUCUGGCAAUGGAGAAUUCAAUCCAGACUUUGACAAUAGUGAUGAUAACGGUGAGAAUGUCCUCAGAUGUUUGAAGAAAAUUAUCACUCUGAAUUAUAAUGAUGAAGAACUUAGUAAUGAAUACAGGUUUGGUAAUAUAAGAAUUACCAAACAGACUGAUCUUUUAAACUAUUUUUGGAUGGCUCUAUCACUUUGACAUGAAGUCAUCUCAAUCUCCAAGGAUAAACAGAAGUUAAAUAAAGAGCACUUCGAUGAUCUCUUUCUAGCAGAUGACGAAGAUGAAGGGGUUUCUAACAAUAGUUCCAAGAUAAUCAAGAAAAGAACAUUCGAUCAUAAGCCUAAGAAAUAAAUAUACAGCUCGUGAGGAGAAGCACAAUGACGACUUCCAAGUGGGAGAUAAAAAGAAGUUCUUUCAGAAUUCUGAGGAUUCUAACUCUCUAGAAGAUGAAAUUAAAGCAGAGGAAAUUGAAGAAGACAAACACAUUGAAAAUGAUGACUUCAGUAUUUCAGAGAGAAACAUUGAUGCCGAUGAAGAACUUAUCUAUCACGGAAUGUCUCCAGAUGAGAUCACUCUAGUUGACGCAGCCAAGCGAGUGGGGUAUGAGUUCAGAUACAGGUCCAACAACGAAAUAGAAAUCAAGAUCGGAGGCCAGAGAAGAGUGUUCAGACUGCUUGAGAUGUUCAAAUUUACAUCAGAGAGGAAGAGGAUGACUGUUGUCGUCCAAGAUCCUGAGGACCCUGAGUUCGUGAUUGUGUUCACAAAGGGAGCAGACAACAUCAUGAAAGGCCUCAGUGCGAAUCAAUAUGAAGGUCAUUUUGAUUUCUCUGCCAUUGGCAAAUUUGCAAAGAAAGGAUACAGAACACUUUUGAUAGGAAUGAAAGUUAUUAGAUAUGAUGAAUUCUUAAGAUGGAAAGGAGCUUACGAUCUUAAAAACAAUGACAUUGAGAAUUACAACGAAAGGGAAAUAAAUGAGCUUAUCUACUUAAUUGAGAAUGAACUCUUCCUUAUAGGUACUUCGGCUCUUGAAGAUAAAUUGCAAGAUAACGUUCAUGAAUGUAUUGAAGAAUUCAGAAGAGCAGAUAUCAAAGUGUGGAUGAUCACUGGAGAUAAACUAGAGACAGCAGAAAAUGUGGGCAUUUCAUGCAGACUGUUGCAUGAAGACGCUGAGAGAUUUUACCUCACAUCCACAGAAAUGGCCAAAGCUAAAAAUGUCGCCAAGAUGACGUAUAGAACAAUGAAGAGACUGGUCAAACAGAAUAAUGAAGCAAGGGAAAUACCACUUCCCGUAGAAGAGUCUGAAGAUUCAGAUGAUUUGGAAAGAGAAGAGUCUGAAGAGCAUGCUCAAGUUGUAGAGGAAGAUCAUAAGGCUUGCGAGACGUCUGGUAAAAAUAUGAACACUAGUUUUCAUUCCCAACAUUAUUCAGGGAGUAAUAAUAGACUUAAAUUUAAAAAGAAGGCUCUUCAAGAUGAGAAUGCAUCAUCAAAUGAUCUGUUUGCUCCUGAUAAGCAAUUGAAGAUUACAGAAAAGAAACUAUUUGUCAAGCAUAUUCUCUUGAAGAGUUCUCUUGGAACCUCCUUCAAUGUCAACAAGAUUGCUACUGCUCCAGUUGCAGAUAUUAACUUUGAAAUAGUCAUUGAAGGUGACUGCCUCGCUCUGAUGUUUCAUGAAGAAAAUAGAAAACUUUUCGGGAAAAUCAUCAAAAAGGCAAAUGUGGUUCUUGUCUGUAGAUCUUCGCCCAAGCAGAAAGCUGAAGUUGUCGAGUUUGCCAAAGAAGUGAAUCCCAAGAUGAUUUCUCUGGCAAUCGGAGAUGGUGGAAAUGAUGUCAGCAUGAUCAAAGAGGCCGAUGUAGGAAUAGGAAUAUUCGGAAAAGAAGGAUACCAAGCUGUCUCUGCAUCAGACUAUGCUAUUGGAGAGUUCCAAUUCUUAAGAAGACUCAUGUUCAUCCACGGGAGAUUUAACACAAGAAGGAUGACUAUGUUCAUUACCCAGUUCUUAUUGAAGAAUCUAAUCUUCAGUAUCUCCCAGCUUUCAUUUGCUUUCUUCAGUGCAUAUUCUGGCCAAACAUUUUUUGAGGCUGGAUACACAUCGAUCUUUAAUACCUUUGCAACCCAAUUGAUGGUUUGUGCUUUGGCUGUUGGUGAUAUUGAUAUUGAUCCAAGCUUGAAGGAUAAAACUACUAAAUUAUUGCUUCCUUACCUCUAUGCAGAAACUAGGGACCAUCUUUCUUUCAACAUCACAAACUUUGUGACUUGGUAUUUCUAUGGAUUUGCAGCUGGAUCAAUGAACUUCUUCGUUUCAUACUACACAUUCCUAAAUGCAGUUGAAGUAGGAGGCAAGUCGUUCGGUCUUUGGCAGUUCAGUAUGACUUCUUAUGUUGCAGUAAUUGCAAUACACCUUGGCUUAGUAGGAUUACUGGUAGGAGCUUGGCACUGGGUGCUCAUAUUUAUACUUGCUGUCCAUAUUGUAUUAUUCUACCCAGGGUGGGUUUUCAUUUACAACGAAUUUCCAGACUCUUACAUAAGAUGGAAUCAGUUAGAGUUCUACAACCACUUAAACUUCUGGUUGGUUGGUUUAGUCAUAGCAUGAGCUGCUAUUAUCCCAAUAGCUUUCAUUAAGCAAGGGAAAUCAAUGUUUUUCCCAAGGCUGAUCGACUUAAUUAUGAGAAAGAAGAUUGGCAAAAAUAUAGAUAUUGAGAAUAAACUCAAGAUCGACAUUGUCAAGAUUGAUAAAGAACUUGACUCUGAAUUUGAUGAUGACCAAUCAGUCAGGAUGUCGCAAGACUUAGCUAAUCAUGUGUUUACUUCAAAUCACGCAACUGUUGAGAAAAUGAAUAAAGUCUGAUUGAGUAGUAUGAAUAGCGACAUAGAAUCAAUAAAUGACGGAAGAUUGGGUGAUGAUGACAUCAAUUCCGUUGGAGGAGGAAGUAUGGACAAGAGCCAUAACCAUGCAAAAUCCUCAAGCUCAUUAGUAAAAUCCCAAAGUAUGAAUUACUCCCAUAACAAUCGUAUGUCAAGGAGUGGUAGAAAAGAUCCUUUGAGCAAUGCUUCACCUACUUUUGAGAAAUUCGGAGGAAGUAUGCUAGAAGUUAGGCCAAAUAAUAGUAGAAAUUCGGACGCUUCAAGCAGUUCAUCGAAGAACAAAAAGAUUAGCAGAGGAGCUUUCAAACAUAGGAAGAAUACCGAAAACAAGUUCCAUCCUAAACUCUCUUCAGUAGGACCCAAAAUUAUCGAUGAAAAGUUUGAAGAAGAAGAUAAGGAGGAAUCCUCUAUCAAUUCACGACAAGAAGAGAGUAAAUAUGAAGAAUCUAGUUCUGAAGAACAAUCCUUUAGCGAAGGAGAGGAUAACUCUCAUGAACAACCUUCUGAGUCUGACAUUGAUAACAAGUAUUCUUUAGAAGCAAGCAGUAUAGCAGAGGGAGGAAAUUUUGGUAGGAGGGUACUUGAAAGCACUGGCGACAGAAUUCAUAACAAAAUGACCCUCGCGAUUAGUGAGAGUGAGGAUUAGAC